Gasterosteus aculeatus aculeatus (three-spined stickleback) is the source of this 8036-nucleotide messenger RNA. RefSeq names its product synapse defective 1, Rho GTPase, homolog 2 (C. elegans) (gene syde2). Gene Ontology annotation, molecular function: GTPase activator activity. Gene Ontology annotation, biological process: signal transduction; regulation of Ras protein signal transduction; cell migration. Gene Ontology annotation, cellular component: synaptic membrane. Lineage: Eukaryota; Metazoa; Chordata; Actinopteri; Perciformes; Gasterosteidae. The record is from RefSeq and is a predicted model, not a curated record.
GGUGCAGUUAAGCAGCCAGAGUGAGGCGACAGAGCGGAGGUGACAGCGGAGAAUGGAGAGGAGCCCGUCCGCCCGGCGAGCUUUGACCGCGGCGAGCGAGGAGAACCCACUCGGCCCUUUCCUUCUGCGGCCGUCGUGCUGAAAGAAACCCGGGGAGGAAUCAACUAAGAGAGGGGAGCGGAGGAGGGAGGAGGAGGCGGAGGUGGUGGGGGAGUCAAAGGAAAGGAAUGGCUGAUCCUCUGCGGAGGACUUUACUAGCGAAACUCCGGGGGAAGAAAUCCAAGAAAGCAGCGACUGUCGGCGGAUACCGCUCUGCGGCGGCGGAUGGGGGCCGAGAAGGUAAAGAAAAAGUUUCGCAAACGCAGGUCGACGCGGCUCGCGCGGCGGUCCGGCUCGCGGGGCCGGACCGCGCGGCGGACAGAAUGAGCACGUACGAGAAUUGUGCCGGCGGGGCGGCGGUGCGAGCGGAGGCGGUCGUUCUAGUCCGGCGGGGCCCCCGCGGAGAGAGAGCGUCCGGCGCACGUCCCCAGGAGCCGGGCAGCGGGGGCAGGGUCGGGGUUAACGAGCAGCUCCCGGGGGUCUCGCUUCAAAGAGACGCGCGCUUCGCGGUGGGCGGCGAGUGCGCGCGGGCAGACGGGAGCCACCGGGGGCCCGGGGGCCCCGACGAACGCGCGCCGUGUGCGCGGGGAAUCGCGCUCGCGGGACCGCGUGUCCAGGGGAGACACCGCGCCCCGGAGCCGUGGCAGUGCAGCGUCGGGGACUCGAUCGGCUUCGGGGGCGCUUCGAACCGCGCUCCGCACCGGGCGCCGGUGGAGCCGCGUGCCGGGCUCGGCAAAGCCCCGGAGGACGCUGAUGGCGAGGCGACGGAGCCCGUCGGCCGCCGGCGCAUGGCAGGCUGCGCGGCGGCGGCGGCCGGCGGUGGACGCAACGCCAACCGGAGCGGGGAUGACAAUCAGACUUCCGGGACGAACUCGCUCGUUCGCGCCGAACUUGCGCACCCGAGCUGCUCGGAAGAAAACAGCGUGAUCAGGAGCGUUGAGAGUUACGGGCCCGAGUGCGCGGGGGACCCCAGGGGGCCCGCGGGCGGUCUGCAGAGCCCGACCUUCUUCCCGACAGAGUUAGAAAUAUGCGACCUAAACGUGGCACCCCUCUGCGCCACACAGGGGCCGCCGAGAUACACUUCAGAUAGUGAAGAUGAGGAUUAUUAUGAUAACGAAAUCCUGCCUUUCUAUGAAACGAUCAGAGCAAAAGGUGAUGGAGAUGGAGAUGCCGCAGAGCAGCCGCGGCUCGAUGGGGACAAUGAACAGCUCGAUGUUAGUAGCAGCUCUCAGGAAACAGACCGGCUCAGGAACCGGCUGAAAGAAGCCUAUUACCUUCUUAUCAAUGCUAUGAACGAUAUCAACCUGGACGUCCAGCAGGUGAGUGGUGGUUUAACCGAGCAAGGGGCCACCUCCUCCUGUAGUAGCCACUCCAGGGACAGCCUGUGCUCCAGGUUGUCUGCCAAGAACAUGGACAGUGACUCCUGGUCGUCGGGAGGCGACAACAGCCCCCAACAGGUGUCGGACACCGACUCGCUGCUGCUUUGCCUCAGCGGCGGCCCGGAAUCAGGCCUCAGGGGUAGGCUGACCAGCAAGAGCAUGGUAACCCUGUCCUUGACCGAGAGAAGACCCGCGUUACGGCGCUCUGCUAGUGACGGAGCGGUCCGGCGUGCAGGUGGACCCUCACUCUGUAUUCAGAACCCCAAAGGUCUAGACACCAGUGCUGAUAAAGGGGCCACGGAGGCAAAAGACGCGGCGUGGGUCGAGGCCUCGGGGGCGGGGGAGCCGUCAGAAUCUCCGGUGCUUUGCAACGCCAACGGCAGUGACGAGCUGCUGCGAGACGCCGGCGGUGGCGAAGACCGCGGCGGGCGGCUGGACGAGAGCAGCGGCUCAGCCGACAGCCUCACGGGUUCUUCAGACAGCAACGCUGAUGCGCCAACCAAUCGGGGUCAGGCCAACCAUCGGGAGCCGACUGACGUGCGAGCACAGGGGGCCCGAUCCGUCAACAAGGGGCACGGCGUCACCGUCAACAAGAUGCAAGAGUGGAUGCACCGGGGCCGCCUGUUGUCCUCUGAGAUGAAGCAACGCAUCGAGGGCUCGUCGUCGCCCCGCGGCGGAGGCCGAAGCCAGGACAGGCCCUGUCCCCAGGGCAACCUCGGCAUGUCUAAAGCGGGGGUCCAGACAUCCAACCGAGGGGUCAAAUCUGUCAAGGCCAAAUCCCCGCAGCAGCAGCAGCCAGCUUUCAUUGAGAAUGUCCAAACCUCAUGUGCUAAUGGCCGUGAGGUGGGCAGGGCCAGUGAGUCGUCGCCACGGCGACCACCGCUCACCACCAUCACCGUCUCCAAGAAGCGCAACUGGCUGCAGCAGAGCUCCCUCGGGAAGAACCACUGCACCAAGGACGAGCUGCUGGGAAUGCUGGGAGCUGAGGAGGAGGGCUCCCAUCAGCCGCCGACCCCUCCCAGUCCCUCCCCAGACCACUUGAGACCUUCAGCACGGCCAGCCUGCCUGCAACUGCCUCAGAUCACCGUUGUUCCAGCCAAGGUUUCUCCUCACCCCCGCAGCGUGGACCCAGCCGAGGAGAACGACGCCGACGACGAAGGGGAGAUCUGGUACAACCCGAUCCCAGAGGACGACGAGCUGGAGACGUCUCGCCGACCCUCCGUCCGGCUGCGGGUCCCGCCUGGCGCAGAGUCCCACCGGAGGCCCAGCAGGGGAGGGGAUGCGGAUCGUGGCGGCCGGAGCCUGGGGGGCGGCGGCGGCGCGGGGCCGGAGCCCCCCGGGGAAAGCCUCGGGGGUGGUUCGGGAGACGGGAGUCAAGGCCAUGCGGCACAUUCCACAGAGGCACUGCAACCGCACAGGCCGACGCUGGCGUGCAAACCACAGGAGGAGGGGGGGCCGUCCACCAGCAAAGCCACAGACUGCGCUGACCUGCCCAAUGCUGUCAGCUCCCCUCCCUCCAGCCCAAACCCCGCCAAGAAAAGCAGCUCCAUCAACUGGUCCUUUCCGGACAAGAUCAAGUCCCCGCGCACCGUUAGGAAGCUCUCCAUGAAGAUGAAGAAACUCCCGGAGCUCAGCCGGAAACUCAGCAUCAAGGGGAACCCGAGUAGCGGCAACGGCAGCAGCGGCCACGGAAGCGGCCACCCAGAGCCCAGGGCCCCUUCUCUCCGAAACCACGCGCGUGGGUUGGAGGUCGUCCCCUAUUCCUCGGGCCCUCCCAGAUUAGCUGCGUCCGGGGGCGGGCAAGCCAGCCGCAACGUGAUCUCCCGCUACCACCUGGACAGCAGUGUGUCCACGCAGCACAGCUUCAGCAAGAAGAAAAGCAGCGGCGGCUCAAAGUCCGCCAGCAAAGGCGGCUACCUCAGUGACGGGGACUCACCGGAGCUCGUGGCCAAAUCCGGGAAGCACGGCUCAGCGGAGGCGAAGGCGGGGAGGGGCAAGGAGACGGACGGAGGAGGCGGAAGCUCUAAGGUCAACGGCACGGAGCUGGACAUUGACGCUUUCCGCCAUUACAGCUUCACAGAGCAGCCCAAGUGCAGCCAGUACAUCUCCGGACUGAUGAGCCUGCACUUUUAUGGCGCCGAGGACCUCAAACCGCCGCGCGUCGACUCCAGAGACGUCUACUGCGCCAUCCAAGUGGACUCCGUCAAUAAAGCACGAACUGCCCUGCUCACGUGCCGGACGGCCUUCCUCGACAUGGACCACACCUUCAACAUCGAGCUGGAGAACGCCCAGCACUUGAAGCUGGUGGUGUUCAGCUGGGAGCCGAUGCCGAGGCGCAACCGCGUCUGCUGCCACGGCACGGUGGUCCUGCCGGCGCUCUUCCGGGUGACGCGGUGCCACCAGCUGGCGGUGAAGCUGGAGCCGCGUGGCAUGAUCUACGUCAAGUUGGGCCUGAUGGAGCAGUGGCAGAACUCGCUGGACGGCGGGCCGGGCGGAGACAGGGAGCCACGGGUGUUCGGCGUGGAGGCGUGGCGGGUGGUGGAGCGGGAGAACACGGGGCUGAUGGUGCCGCUGCUUAUAAGCAAGUGCAUCAACGAGAUCGAGAAGAGAGGCUGUCAGGUGGUGGGGCUUUACCGGCUCUGCGGAUCGGCGGCCGUGAAGAAGGAGCUGCGCGAGGCGUUUGAGAGAGACAGCAGUGCCGUGGAGCUGUGUGAAAACACGUAUCCCGAUGUCAACGUCAUCACAGGGGUCCUGAAGGACUACUUGCGAGAGCUGCCCUACCCCCUGAUCACCAAGCACCUGUACGAGGCCGUGCUGGAGUCCAUGGCCACCAGGCCUCUGCGGAUCGGGGCGGGGGCCUGCGAGAACGACCAGGCCGACUCGGAGCACACCGUCAGACUGCUGGACAACCUGCCGGACGUGGAGCGGAUGACACUGCAGAAGCUCCUCGACCACCUGAAGCUAGUAGCGUCCUGCCAGGAAGUGAACAAGAUGACGUGUCAGAACCUGGCGGUGUGUUUCGGACCCGUGCUGCUCAGCCAGCGCCAGGAUGCGUCCUGCCACACCAACCGGGUCUUCAUCGACUCCGAGGAGCUGGCCAGCGCGCUGCACUUCAAGAAGCACAUCGAGGUCCUGCACUACCUGCUGCAGCUGUGGCCUGUUGUGGACCCGCACGGCCGGUCCUCCUCUCAGCCCCCCGUGGCCUAUUUGGCGCCGGCCGCACACGACCUCCUGUCAGCUCCUCCCCUGCGGCGCAGAAAAGAGCGGCCCCAGGUCCUGAACCUCUCUGAAGCGGAGAUGGCGGGCGUUCUGCGGCCCAAACCGGGGCGCUUGGACAGCCCCAGCAACCGCUACGCUGGCGACUGGAGCGGCUGUGGCGAGAGCUACUUCCCCUGUGAAACUCUGCUGCCUCCCAACAAUGAGGAGGCGGACUACGACGACGUGCCCUGCGAGGACACCGAGGCAGCGGAGGAGGUGCAGGCGAGGCCCGAGGAGGCGGAGAAAGACGACGGGCAGAUGAUCAUGAGCCCUGCGCCCGAUCCUGCCGUGCAGGAGCAGCCGCAGAGGGAGGAGUUGGUGAAGGAUGAGGAAAAUGAGGAGGACGAUGAGGAGGAGGAGGAAGUAGAAGAAGCAGAGGAGGAGAAGAAGCAAGUCAAAAGUAAUCCAACCAGCGGGGGGCUACUAGAGGACAAGGGGGAGGAGAGCAUGUGCGAGCACAUCCUGCCCCCUUGUCUGCCCAAAGAGCACACCUACCAGGCGUACAUGAAGAUCCAGGAGAUCAGCCCCGUGCUGAGCAACAGGGUGAACCUCAGAGACCUGCAGGAGAGCAUCGACACUCUGAUAGGAAACCUGGAGCGAGAGCUCAACAAGAACACGCUCAACGUCGGAUAUUGACUCCGGCUCCGGUGACCCACCGACACACAUAUGCACUCACACACACACACACACACACACACACACUGAAGACUGACCUUCUUUACCGUUCAAGGUGCUUCAGGAUACAGCUACAGUGUUUCCAUGGAGACGCUGUGAUGUUGGCGCGGUGCUUCUUUACAAACCUAAAGGACGAGGUGAGAAGAUAUGCAACGGGGCACUUCUGGCAUCUGUACUUUACCCACAGACAUUCCGAAAUGUUAUUUUAUUUUUAUCCUGUCGGCAGUUUUACUUCAUGUUGUAUGUUUGUUUUGGUCUGGUUCUGUGUUCCAUGUUGUUAUUGUUGCUUCUCUUCUUAUUAGAAGAACCCAUUGACCCCUCAGGGGUUUUAACGGUGCCUUAAUUGUGUGAAGGUGGUCCGGCGAGAGGGAGAUCCACCCUGAAAUAAGACAUUUACAUCGAAGGCGGGAGGGUGAUAUGUUGUACAGCAGGUAUGUGGGGGAGCUGUGGGGCUCGACUCAUGCAACCUUUUACACGGUGAGACUAGUGGCAAAAUUGCUGUACAAGUAUUUCAGUAAAGGGCCUCUGAAGUACAUUUUUGAACACUUCCGCAACCAUGGGAUACAUUUAAAUGAAUGCUUCUUUCAAUUAGGAAUUGAAUUACAAGAAAUUAUAAUUCAGAUGAAUAAUUUCUCACUGAUCCCUUCAUUUAUUAACCAGUAAACGUGUCUCUCAUGCUGAAGUUAAUUAGUUAAUUGCUUCUACGAGCAUGUAAACUCUGAUUAGUAACAUGAACCGAGAUCACAGGAGGAACGUUUUGUACAAUCUGUUUGAGGGUGGAUUUCCUUUUUUAAGGCAGCAGAGAGCUUUUGUAUUGAGGUAUGUAACACUAAAUGUUGUUCAACAGUAAUGCACUUAUAAGGCAGGCAGUAGUGUACAUUGUCAUCAUAUUUCACCCAGUAAACAAGAGUGUGGACAAAGAUAAGGGAGAAAAGCCACCAACUGAAACCUCCUCUCAAAGAUGAAUGUGAUGUGGCUGGAAGUUUAGUUACAUUCCGCAUUGAUGGAGAUGUUUAGACACCCACGAACAGGCAGAGAAUAAAACUCUUAUCACUGACUAACAGUCAAGCUGUAUUUGAUCUGAAGCGGGCAACUCAAAACAGAGAAAAUGGAUUUCAUAUGGCAUCAUAUUUACUUUUACUUACUUGCCGAAGAGUUCGCUGAUAAGAUUCCCACGUCUCGUCUGUAUAAUAGAAAUUCGGGGAGAACUAGAAGGUACUUGGCUCGGCUCAGUUGGGCUAUAGUUUAGCCUAAAGAUGGAUGCACGGGGAACAACAACAGCUGUUUCCUGUUCCACACCAUGCUUAGAUUAGAGAAUCUAUCAAUCUCCAACCUCUCUGCAGAAAAAGAGAAUAAGCUACUUUUCUCAAUAUGUGGAAUGAAUCCUUUUGGAUUCCACCAGCUGGUUGAUUUUCUGCUUCUCCCAUCUUUUUGGCAAAAGGAUAAAUUACAUGAAGCCCAAAUGUGAAGCCCAACUUCAGAGCAGCAGUGGGAACCUAGCAGAGCUCUUCAGUCUGUAUGACUCAUUCAGCUGCCUAAAUUGACAAAAGACGUUAUUAGCAAUCCAGGGAUUCAGAAUGAUCAGUAUUUAACCUGUAUAUGUACAUAAUUAUAUAAAUGUAUUCGGAGUAUAUUAUUUUUUACAGCUUCUAUUUUAAUGACGUAUUUAAAUGCUUGUGAUGACCUCGUAGUGUUGUAGAAAUAGUCGCCUUUUUCUCCCUUCAAGCUACCUGUACACAUUUUAAUGUGCUGGACUAAUGGUACAAUUUUAGCUGUAAAAUAUGAUAAAAUCGUGCUCUAAAAGUGAUAUUUUUAUGGGUUGUGUAUAUAUUGGACAUUGUUAUGUGUCUGUGGUGGACUAAGCUCUUUGUUUGUGACGAUUAUUAGUGUUUUCUUUUUUUAAGGUACUGAACGUUGCAUGGUCAAAAGCUUUACUGACACAAACAAGGCUUUGUAUUUGAUAUUUAUAUGUAAAAACACUUAUUUUGUAAUGUAUGCUUGUUUGUUUGUCAACCUUUUCCUCCAAUACUCAGAUUACUGUACUGGUCCAGUUUUUUUCUCCAGAGGAGUUACAUGCUGACAGUGAUUUUUCUUUGUGAAGCUUUUCCUACUACACAUUAUAGUCAGCAUUAUCUCAGAAUAUGGCCGUGUAUUUCCAUAGACUAGACAUAGACCUUCUGCAACACAAAGACAACCACGGGCCACGUUUACAGUACAGAAACCCAUCAGGAGGAGCAUCACCUGCAGUCUGAUCUCGUUUAGAUUUUUUUUUAUAAAUAGGAAAUUCAAUGAUGCUGAUUUCUGACCGCUUGCGAAACAGAUUCAAUUUCCCCCUUCAAUUUCGGGAGGUUUUUCACAAGGUAAACUUCUGAGUGGUGCUCAAACAAAUGCACGUAUUUUUCAAUUGCAGCGGCAACAUAUUAGGUACUCUUCCUGUAUAAUUUAGUGUCCUUUCAACUUUUCACCUCUUUUACACAGAAUACAUCAGCACAUUUCUGUGUGUGUUGCGUCUUGGAUUGUUGACUUUCUGUCUCGUCACGUGGAAAGCAUUAACAAAACAAAAAAGUGUUUUGUAUUGAACCUGAGAAAUGUGUGAUCAUAAUAAAGUAUAUUAUUUUACAUUUA